Molecule: messenger RNA, 2541 nt
Organism: Verticillium alfalfae VaMs.102
Lineage: Eukaryota; Fungi; Ascomycota; Sordariomycetes; Glomerellales; Plectosphaerellaceae
Exons: 7
Coding region: 1-2541 (846 amino acids)
Biological process (GO): proteolysis
Cellular component (GO): cell wall; membrane
Molecular function (GO): serine-type endopeptidase activity
Source: RefSeq, a predicted model, not a curated record
AUGGUGUCCACGGCGGUUACCCGGACAGCUUAUAACUCAAUGAAUUCGGCGUUGCAUGGCUUGUCUGACGGUGCAGACCGCCGUUCAGGUGCUGCUGACACAGGCGAGUCCGACUUUGAUAACGUGAAAUCGAGUAUCGAGUCUCGAAUUGGAAACAAAAUCGUCAAGUCGUUCAAAGGAAACAUCUUCAAGGGCAUCAGUAUCGAGACAUCAGUCGAGAACGCAGAAUCCCUGCACAUGAAAAAAAAUGUGGCCAAUGUCUGGCGAUCCAAGACGGUCCAGCUCGAUCCUGCUUUAGACAAACAGGACCAACCCGACGAUGCAGGCGCAAGCAACUAUUCAAUCCACCACAUGACUGGUGUAGAUAGACUCCACGCUGAAGGCAUCCGCGGACAAGGCGUUACUGUUGCAAUCAUCGACACGGGAGUUCAGUACACACACCCUGCGAUGUUUGUAUAUUCUCUCGAUAUGAGGCCACUGAGGCUGAUUAAGCUUCAAGGGUAUCCACGCGGACCCUUUGAGAAGGAACCAGAUGAUGACCCGUUUGAUAUCGACGGACACGGCACGCAUGUCGCGGGGAUCAUCGCCGGCUUGACCGAAAACUGGGCAGGAGUCGCACCAGACGCUACGCUGAAGAGCUACAAAGUCUUUGGGGGCAGUGCCGACAUCAUCACAGCAAGUAUUGGCGGCCCCGGCGGAUGGUCGAGCAGUGCCUGGUCCACGGUUGCGUCUCGUAUCGUUGAUGCUGGCACCAUGGUAACCAUCUCUGCCGGCAACAGCGGUGAGCUCGGCCCAUUUUUUGGAAGCAGUGGCUCAUCUGGAAAGUUUGUGCUCGCCGUGGCGUCGGUCGAAGCAGAUACCUAUCCUGCGAUACCAUUUGAGGCCACUUAUAUCCGUCCCGGCUCAAAUGAUUCGAACACAACGACAUUUGCCUACCUGCCAGACUACGAGCCUUUUCCUCCAACGGUUCGAGACCUUCCUAUGUUUGCGCUAUCACUCAACGCAAGUGAUGUUCUAGUAGGCUGCGAGUCUUUGCCGGCCAAUACGCGGAACCUCAGUAAUUAUGUCGUACUUCUGCCUUUUCUGCCUCUGAGUGUGAAUACGAACUGCAGUUCAUAUGCAAAACAGCGCAAUGUCGCUCGCUUUGGUGCUCGAUAUAUCCUUUUUUUCAGCCCACAGGGCGCAUCGCUACAACAGCCAGGGACCGGGAGCGACCUCACUGGCGUCGGUAUUCUCGAUUAUGAAACGGCAGAAUUCUUCCUCAAGGCGCAUAGAACUGGAAAUCGGGUGUUGCUUAACUUCUCUGCCGAGUCGAAAGCCAACUAUGUCGGCAUCAGCAAUGCUGGCGGAGGGGUUGCGAGCUACUUUACGUCACAAGCUGCGCUAUACAACCUCGAGAUCAAGCCCGAUGUUGCGGCCCCUGGAGGCAACAUCUUCAGCUCGUACCUUGACAAUACAUACACAGUGCUCAGCGGUACAUCAAUGGCGUGUCCAUAUGUGGCUGGAGUUGCGGCCUUGUACAUCAGUCAACAUGGAGGUAAAGGCAUCCACGGUGUCCGCUUCGCCAAGGAUCUCGCCAUGCGAAUCAUGUCAAGCGGCCGCGCAGUGCGGUGGCACGAUGGCCAGUCAGACAAAGAUUAUGGAUUCUGGGCGCCUGUAACCCAAGUUGGCACUGGCAUCGUCGACGCCUACAAGGUUGUCCACUAUGAAACGUCCCUGGGAUGGUCAAAAUUUGCACUCAAUGACACGCAGAACCACAGACAACAUCAACAGGUCGCCAUCAAGAAUAACGGGACUAGCCGUGUUCGAUACAGGUUCGAGGUGCAAGACUCUGGCGGCCACGACGUCCUGGACAGCAGCGAUCCUCCCUUGGUGCAGUUGGGCCCGAUUCCGCACGGCGAGACAUCCUUCCUCCCCUUUAAAAUGACGCCUGAUGUGCUGUUACCGUCGGAUGAGUUCUGGGUCAAUCCUGGGUCAACCAAAAACGCAGAAUUCAUCUUUGACUAUCCCGACGGGUUCGAUGAUGAUAAGUUGCCUGUGUACAGCGGCAAGAUCCUCAUAUACGGCACGAAUGCUGAAGAACUUUCCGUACCUUUUAUGGGCGUGGCGGGGAGCAUACGGACUACCUUUGCCAGUGUCUUUUACCCCAACUAUCCCCGGUCCUCUUCAACUGCGAACGAUAUUCCCAUUGAGGAGAAGCCCACCUACACAUUUGACCUUUCAUUGGAAGCUCAAGACUUCCCAAAGAUCGUUUGCGGCUUCCGCUGGGGUGUGCGUCACCUACGGUGGGAUAUCUUUGAAGCAGGUUGGGAAGACAGCCGCUGGUUCUAUCCGCCGGAAGCGGGCAAGAACGGGUAUGUUGGUGCAGCAACUUCAUGGGCCGGUGCGGACUACGCCUACGUCUUCAACACAAGUAAGGACGAUGAGAUGGAUCUGGUAGCGUUUCCAGUCUUUGAUCUGGCUCGGGACAUUCCAUAUGAGUAUUGGUGGCUUGGCCGUCUGGCUAACGGCCAAUUGAUCGAACCAGGAAAUUACACGUGA